UGUCCCUCACAUUCUCCUCUCUUCUUUCCACAAAUUUUAAAUUUCUCAAACUUUCCAACAAAAAUUUACAGAGAUCAACAAUGGAGGCAUUGAAGAUGAGACUGUUCUUGGCCCUUGUGGUUGUCUUAAUGGCGGUUUCUGCCAUCCAAAAUGUUUCCGCUGCUAAUGCCCCUGCACCUGCUCCUACCUCCGAUGCCACCACCUUCGUCCCUGCCAUGUUUGCUUCUCUCUUUGCUCUAGCAUUUGGCCUCCUUUUCUAAAUGGAAUUACUUUUCUUUAUACCAACAUUUUUUUGAUCUUAUCUUGGUUGGUUUGUUGUAAAGUUCAUUUCGCUGGAGCUCUAUUCAUUUUCCCCAAUUGGAAUUACUGGAGGUAUGAAUUUAGGAUGGGGAUGACGAAGCAUUGAGAAUUUCAGUUUCACAUUUUCUCCUCAUCUUGUUGUCACCAUUUGCCCAUUUAUUAUUGAUAAUUUUAUUCUCAUCACCCUUUCUUGUGUAAUUGAUGUGAUAUGUUUGGUUCUAACUAAUGAUCCAUUUGUUAUUUUA
Messenger RNA from Rubroshorea leprosula, 545 nucleotides. NCBI's taxonomy places the organism in Eukaryota, Viridiplantae, Streptophyta, Magnoliopsida, Malvales, Dipterocarpaceae. The record is from the annotation of a GenBank genome assembly.